Molecule: messenger RNA, 4228 nt
Organism: Ochotona princeps (American pika)
Lineage: Eukaryota; Metazoa; Chordata; Mammalia; Lagomorpha; Ochotonidae
Gene: ECT2
Product: epithelial cell transforming 2
Exons: 27
Coding region: 237-3140 (967 amino acids)
Biological process (GO): nervous system development; activation of GTPase activity; intracellular signal transduction
Cellular component (GO): cell cortex; nucleus
Molecular function (GO): guanyl-nucleotide exchange factor activity; GTPase activator activity
Source: RefSeq, a predicted model, not a curated record
GAGGAGGGUGACAUCACGCGCCAAUCGGCAUGGCUGUGGGAGCGAGCGGCUCGCUUUUUGAAUCGGCCGUGGCGGCCCGCGGCGGGCCCUGAUGGCGGCUGUGGGAAGAGGCUGCGUCUGAAGAGCUGGCCUUGCCGGUCGCUUUGGGAGCCUGCAUACAGGUUAAACUAUUUUCUAAGAAUCUGGAGGAAAAUAUUUGUGUAUUUUAUGUAGCUGAAGAAGUAAGAAGAGAUAAAAUGGAUCACCCAUGUGCUUCCAGGCAGCGUGACACAGUACAGACAAUGGCCGACAGUAGCGUAUUAACAGCCACUGCGGGGAGGGCUAGCUUGGCAGACUCUUCCAUGUUUGAUUCUAAAGUUGCUGACAUUUCCAAGGACAACUUACUUACUGGAGCUACUUCAUAUGUUGACGAGGAAAUGCCUCAGAUUGAAACAAGAGUGGUACUGGUUCGAGAAGCUGGAAAACAGGAAGAACUAUUGAAAGCCUUAAAGAGCAUUAAAAAAAUGGAAGUCCCUGUUAUAAAGAUUAAAGAAAGUUGUCCUGGAAAAGCGGAUGAAAAGUUAAUAAAAAGUAUUGUUAAUAUGGAAAUCAAAGUGCCUUUUGUCAAGAUGGAAUCACUUGAAGAAUUGGAAGAUUUGGAUUCUCCAGAAUUUGAAAAUGUAUUUGUGGUCACGGACUUCCAGGAUUCUGUCUUUACUGAUUUACACAAGACUGACUGUAGAAUUGUUGGACCACCGGUUAUGUUAAACUGCGCACAAAAAGGGGAGCCUUUGCCUUACUCCUGUCGCCCGCUGUACUGUACAAGCAUGAUGAACCUGGUGCUGUGCUUCACUGGAUUCAGGAAGAAAGAAGAGCUAGUCAGAUUGGUGACAUUGGUCCAUCAUAUGGGUGGAGUUAUUCGUAAAGACUUUAAUUCAAAAGUUACACAUUUGGUGGCAAAUAACACACAAGGUGAAAAAUUUAGGGUUGCUGUGAGCCUGGGAACUCCAAUUAUGAAGACAGAAUGGAUUUAUAAAGCUUGGGAUAGGCGAAAUGAACAGGGUUUCUGUGCAGCAGUGGAUGACUUUAGAAAUGAAUUUAAAGUUCCUCCCUUUCAAGAUUGCGUUUUAAGUUUCUUGGGAUUUUCAGAGGAAGAUAAAACUAACAUGGAAGAGAUGACUGAAAUGCAAGGAGGUAAAUAUUUACCAGUUGGAGAUGAAAGAUGUACUCACCUUAUUGUUGAAGAGAAUAUAGUAAAGGAACUUCCAUUUGAACCUGCAAAGAAACUUUAUGUUGUCAAGCAAGAGUGGUUUUGGGGAAGCAUUCAAAUGGAUGCGCGAGCUGGAGAAACGAUGUAUUUGUAUGAAAAGGCCAGCACUCCCGAGCUCAAGAAGUCCGUGUCACUGCUCUCUCUGAGUACCCCAAACAGCAAUCGCAAAAGACGGCGUCUGAAGGAGUCGCUGGCUCAGCUUUCCAGAGAGACGGAUUUGUCGCCUUUCCCUCCCCGCAAACGGCCGUCGGCUGAACAUUCCCUUUCAAUAGGGUCACUCCUGGAUAUCUCCAAUACACCAGACUCCAGCAUUAACUACGGAGAAACACCGAAAUCUUGUACUAAAUCAUCUAAAAAUUCCACUCCAGUUCCUUUAAAGCAGUCAGCCCGAUGGCAGGUUGCGAAAGAGCUCUAUCAGACUGAAAGUAAUUAUGUAAAUAUAUUGGCGACAAUUAUUCAGUUAUUUCAGGUUCCUUUGGAAGAGGAGGGACAACGUGGUGGGCCCAUCCUUGCACCAGAAGAGAUUAAGACAAUUUUUGGUAGCAUUCCAGAUAUCUUUGACGUACAUACUAAGAUAAAGGAUGAUCUUGAAGACCUUAUUGUUAACUGGGAUGAGAGCAAAAGCAUUGGUGACAUCUUUCUUAAAUAUUCAAAAGAUUUGAUAAAGACCUACCCUCCCUUUGUAAACUUCUUUGAAAUGAGCAAGGAAACUAUUAUUAAAUGUGAAAAACAGAAACCAAGGUUUCAUGCUUUUCUCAAGAUAAAUCAAGCCAAACCAGAAUGUGGACGGCAAAGCCUUGUUGAACUUCUCAUCCGACCGGUGCAGAGGUUACCCAGCGUUGCAUUGCUGUUAAAUGAUCUUAAAAAGCAUACGGUUGAUGAAAACCCUGACAAAAGUACUUUAGAAAAAGCUAUUGGAUCACUAAAGGAAGUAAUGACGCAUAUUAAUGAGGAUAAAAGGAAAACAGAAGCUCAAAAGCAAAUUUUUGAUGUUGUUUAUGAAGUAGAUGGAUGCCCAGCUAAUCUGUUAUCUUCUCACCGAAGCUUGAUACAGAGAGUUGAAACGAUUUCUCUAGGUGAGCACCCCUGUGACAGAGGAGAACAAGUAACUCUGUUCCUCUUCAAUGACUGCCUGGAGAUAGCAAGAAAGCGACACAAGGUUAUUGGCACUUUUAGAAGUCCUCAUGGCCACACCCGACCCCCAGCUUCUCUUAAGCAUGUUCGUCUAAUGCCGCUUUCUCAGAUUAAAAAGGUGUUGGACAUAAGAGAAACAGAAGAUUGCCAUAAUGCUUUUGCCUUGCUUGUGAGGCCACCAACAGAGCAGGCUAAUGUGCUGCUCAGUUUCCAGAUGACGUCAUAUGACCUUCCAAAGGAAAACUGGCUGAAGAUGCUGUGUCGACAUGUAGCCAACACCAUUUGUAAAGCGGAUGCUGAGAACCUUAUGUAUCCUGCAGAUCCAGAAUCUUUUGAAGUAAAUACUAAAGAUAUGGACAGUACAUUGAGUAGAGCUUCUAGGGCAAUAAAAAAGACUUCCAAAAAGGUUACCAGAGCAUUCUCUUUCUCUAAAACUCCCAAAAGAGCUUUCCGAAUGACUCUCACGACGUCCCAUAGCUCAGCAGAAGGAAGAAGCCCUACCAGCAGCGAUAAGCUGGCAGUGAGUCGUCUGCCUAGCACAUCGUCAUUGGCGAUUACCCAUUCUGUUUCCACAAGCAAUAUCAUUGGAUUUACUAGACAUUCUUAUGGUCAGCGUUCCAACUCCACUCGUGGGCACUCUCGUUCCUCCUGGUUUCGAUCUAUACAUCAUUCUUCUUCCCAGGCUAGUUUUUCAGAGAUACUAGAAGGAAAUACUGAUUUUCAGAUUUCACAAAAGUUCUAUCCAACUCAUCUUUGACACUUGUGAAGAAUUAGGAGAUUUGCCAAACAAUGAUGGAAGCAAGCCUCGUGAACUUUAAUGGUAUCCCAUCUCCUUCCCUUGUCAGCCUGCCUUCAUUCUUUGAAAGGAGAAGUCAUACUUUAAGCAGAUCUACAACUCAUUUGAUAUGAAGCCUAAAAACUUAAAUGACAGAGAUGUAUUAAUACUUCCUACUCAAAAGAGACACUGACUUAAAUGGUACUUGUAACUAGCACUUGGUUGAAGCUGGGAAGAUGUUUAACACUAAUGUUUGCCAUUUGAUUUUCUUCUCGAAGGAAUAAAAGUUUGUCUUACAUUUUUCAAGCCUGUGUAAAAAAUUUGAAUGAUUUUGAUGUAACUUAUCUCUUUGAUUGAAUUCCUCAUCCAAUGACCAAUAAUUUAAGUUAUACAUGGUAUUAGUAGUUUUGCAGCCCUGAUACAGUAAAUAAAUGUUAUUGGUGGGUACCAGAUCCUGCUGUAAAUCUAUUUGUAUAGUAUCAAUGAAUGAAUUUGUGGAAAUGCAUAUUUGUGAAUCUCAGUUUGUAUAGAAGUUAAGUAAUACUACAGUGCUUACCAGAUAAAAUUCCUGAGUAAAUAGAGGGAUCUUUAAGAUCUACCAUCUGCAUUGUGAAGGGUUUUCUUGUAUUAAUAAGACCAACACUUAAAGGGAAUUGCUUGAAAAUUCUUUUCAAAUUUAGAGACUCACAGAAGGAUUAGAAAGUACUCAUUUUGUGAAAGCAGAUGAUUGAUAAAUACUUGCAGAUAUUUCCCAGGCAGUAUUUACGGUGAUUUUAGCCACUGGCAAAUCUUGUUAGUUUGGUAGUGUGUGGACUUGUAUUUUGGAAGACAAAACCAUGAGAAAAGUGUAGUAAAGACUGUUUAUAUUUUUUUUAUGGAAUAAUUAUAAAGUUGUCAUCAGUUAUAUAAAUCCGUGAAAUGCAUAGAUAUGUAUAUGGUCAAUUUUUAUAGUGGUCUUAUAAUUACAUGUAAAAUUGAAAUUUUAUCUGGUGUUUUAAAAUAUUUUUCAAAGCCCUGAUGUCAUCUUUCAUAAUAGUCUUGUUUUCUAAUAGUCAGGAAUACAAAAUAGU